Molecule: messenger RNA, 1161 nt
Organism: Lotus japonicus
Lineage: Eukaryota; Viridiplantae; Streptophyta; Magnoliopsida; Fabales; Fabaceae
Product: EID1-like F-box protein 2
Exons: 3
Coding region: 313-1068 (251 amino acids)
Molecular function (GO): protein binding
Source: RefSeq, a predicted model, not a curated record
GCUUAAGUAGAAAGUUGGAAUUUGGAUUCGAGUCACUAUCACUGCACUUUCAUUAAAUAGAUAGGAAAAAAAUAGUAAUAUAAGCAUAAACUAAAAUUGAUGAAAGCUGCACAUUCUGCAGAAAACUCAAUUCUUCUUCUUACUAUCAUCUCCUUUCCCAUUUCUUGCAUUUGCUACCAGUGACUGCUGAUUUCAGAGAACCCUUCCCUGCUUAGAUUACAGCAAAAUGCAGAAUUGGGCUUAUCUAGGGUUUGGUGGCUAUGCUGGAAGCGGGUUAAACAAGCUGGGGCUAAGGUUUACCAGGUGAAGAAAAUGAUUAUCACAAAGCAGUACCGAUGCAUUCACUCAUCUAGCUGUCAAUGCACUAAAGGGCAUUUAAGUGAAGAAGUAAUAUUCUUAGUAUUUCAUCAUUUGAAAUGGAACCCCAAGCUAAUUGCUGCUCUGUCAUGUGUGUGCAAAUGGUUUGAUGAUUUCGCCAAGCGAGUUCUAUGGAAAGAGUUUUGUCGAACAAGAGCUCCAAAAAUGAUGCUUGAUCUGCAAUCUAGUGGUAGUCACAGCGUUGAUGGGAACUGGAGAGCCCUAGGGAAGCUUCUCAUAUACUGUUCGGGAUGCACGAAAGGCGGCUUGUUCAAUAGGAUUCAUAUCCCUGGUCACUUUGUUUAUCAGACUCGAUUUUCCAGAACAUCAGGAAGGAGUUUUCUUCUGCCACAGUGUAGAACCGAUGUUUUAUAUGUGUGUGAUCCUUGUGAGCAUCUUGACCAAGGUGAAGAAGGAGAUGUAGGGUUCUUCCGUGGCGUGUUUAAGUCAUUUGCAACUUCAAAGGUGAGGAAGAUGCUUAUUAACAGAAGGGCCAAGCUCCAUCAAACAGAAGUUUGCCCUUAUUGUAAGGCAAAGUUGUGGAGCAUGCUGCAAGCUAAAAUGAUCCCUGAAAGUGCUAGUUGCAGGUUGGGUUCCUAUGAAGAUUGUCUUGAGUAUUAUGUAUGCCUAAAUGGUCACUUGCUUGGGAUCUGUACACUGUUACCAUUGUCUGAUUCUGAAGAUGCAUCUGAGUUGGAGAAAUGUAAAUGAUUCUCUUGUAUCUGGAAAACCAUAGCUCUAUCCUGUUUCUUUAUUUAUUUUUCCUUUUUCAUUUCAAGACGAAAUGAAAAUUUAUGCUGGAUA